Molecule: messenger RNA, 1817 nt
Organism: Hemibagrus wyckioides
Lineage: Eukaryota; Metazoa; Chordata; Actinopteri; Siluriformes; Bagridae
Gene: dhrs7cb
Product: dehydrogenase/reductase (SDR family) member 7Cb
Exons: 7
Coding region: 156-1100 (314 amino acids)
Biological process (GO): regulation of release of sequestered calcium ion into cytosol by sarcoplasmic reticulum
Cellular component (GO): sarcoplasmic reticulum membrane
Molecular function (GO): all-trans-retinol dehydrogenase (NAD+) activity
Source: RefSeq, a predicted model, not a curated record
CCCCCAGGUCCUAACAGGCUCUUCUGUGGUGCCAGACAGAUCGAGCGAGAGCCUGGGGUCUGUGAAUGGACGAGGAAGAAGAAAAGGUUUAAAGCUGGUUACCUAACAGGAAACCUCUGUCUUUUCCACAGGGGGCUUAACUCCUCACAUGCACUAUGGCUAUCCCAUCUGUGAUGGUAUUACCCCUGUUGGUGGUGGUGUUCGCUGGAAUCUACUACUUUUACAACGAGGUCAUCCACUUCAUGUCCAAAUCCAUAGUGCGGAACAAAGUGGUGGUGAUUACAGACGCUGUAUCUGCGAUGGGAAGUGAGUGUGCCAGGCUGCUUCAUGAAGGUGGUGCACAGUUGGUAUUGUGUGGACCCAACUGGGAUAAGCUGGAGUCUCUCCAGGACUCACUGGGCAGUGGCUCAGACCCCAGUAAAACCUUUCCACCCAAGUUGGUGUUGCUGGAUUUCAGUGAUAUAGACAGCAUGGAGGAUGUGAUUACAGAGAUCAGUGAGUGCUAUGGCUACGUGGAUGUGCUGAUCUGUAACGGCAGCAUGAAGGUCAAAGCCCCGGUACAGAACGUUUCACUGGAGAUGGACAAAAUCAUCAUGGAUGUCAACUACUUCGGGCCCAUAACUUUGGCGAAGGGUAUUCUGCCAUUAAUGAUCGCCAGGAGAACAGGUCAUUUCGUAAUCGUCAACAGCAUCCAAGGGAGGCUCGCUAUCCCAUUUCGCACCUCCUACGCCGCCUCCAAGCAUGCAGUGCAGGCCUUCUUCGACUGUCUGAGAGCAGAGGUGGAGGAGUACGGCAUCUCUGUCACUACAAUCAACCACACGUUCAUCAACGCUACAACCCAGGAAGCCACCCCCUCCCAGUCUCAGCCCACCAACGCCCUGUGGGCAUACAUUUUAAGCAAGCUAACCACUCAUGGUGUGAGCCCUAAAGCCCUGGCAUGUGAGAUUGUGCGAGUGGUGAACCGGAGGAGGAGAGAGGUUCUCCUGGCUCACCCCAUCCCCUGGGCUGCUCUCUACAUUCGCUCGAUCGUGCCCAGCUUCUUCUUUUCUGUAGUGGCAGCGGGGGUGAAGGACGCGGCUAUGAAUCAGCAGCUGAAAUAGAGCCAUACAUCACAUGCUAGUGAAUGACUGAGGGACUUCUUGUUCCUUUAACAAUGUGUCAUUAGAACGUGAGCUAUAAUUCUCACAUUGACGUGUGGCCUCUGAUGUAAUACAGGAACGCUGGUGAUCUGGAGGAGGAUGUUUUAAAGGCUUAGUAUUUAGAACUAUGACCUAUUUGCUUUCUUUGGCUGGUAAAACAUCACAUGCACUGCAGUAUCUGCCCUAAAUAUUUUUGCAUGUGCUAGAUAUUCCAUUAUUAUUUUGUGACUAAUCAAAGCAGUUUAUGGCAUGGUGUAGGGAGAAAAAUGUUUGGCCUCAUAUUCAUUUAUAUUUUAAGCACUAAGUAAGAUCUAAUGUUUUCAUGCUUGUCGUCUAGCUUAAUUGUAUUUGGAAAGUUUCACCAGUAACACACACACACACACACACUUCAGUUAAUAUUUGCCUUAAGCUGCGUGCUGACGUGUAUACAGUCCUCUGACUGGCAGAGACAAGCUCCUUCACCUUUAGGCCCUAAAAGGCAAAACACAUUUCACACAAUUGCAGAAUCCUACAGAUGGCGCUAUUGGAUUUUUCUACAGCAAUACAGGGACAAGAAAUUUACUGCCACCUACUGAGCAUUUCUCAGUUACAACCAAUUCAGAAACAAUACACUAUGCUUUACUGUAUGUUAUUAUACGAUCAUUGUGACAUGCUUUCUUUCAUGCAAUAAAAAAAAUA